Messenger RNA from Cladophialophora bantiana CBS 173.52, 1653 nucleotides. RefSeq lists its product as uncharacterized. The transcript has a single exon. The coding region runs from base 1 to 1653 and encodes 550 amino acids. NCBI's taxonomy places the organism in Eukaryota, Fungi, Ascomycota, Eurotiomycetes, Chaetothyriales, Herpotrichiellaceae. The record is from RefSeq and is a predicted model, not a curated record.
AUGAGUCAUGACCAAGUUCGGCCGAACAAGGCAAAUGAAGCCAAUCAAACAUUACGGGGAACCAGGAUAGCAACGAGAAUGAGAAUCAGGUUCUCGGCCCUCGUGCCGCAGCAGGUUCCCGCGCUGCUGGCCAAGCUCGAGGCUCACCUGCCAUAUUCCAUCCCGCUGUUGCGCAGGAUCCAGUUCCACCUGCACCAGCCCGUUUCGCAGACGGCAAAGAUCUUUGUCGCCAUUGCUAUUAAUGAUGGUGACGAUGAUGCUCCUGUGGAGACGGACAGGGGCGGGGAUGGUGAUGGGCAGAUACAUGACCGGAGGAAGAGUGAAGUCGGAAAUGAUUCGCGGGUUGUGGAUCGGUGGCUGAGAGGUUCUUAUGGGAGGGGCCACGAUGAGAAGACCACGGCAGCGGCAGAGACAGAGACGGAGGCAGAAGCAGAGGCAGACUCGCAACCGUGGAUUGCAGCGCACAUCGACCUCGUCAACGCUGGACAGACCCAGGUCUGGGUAUUCGCGAGCUGGGAGGCAGAUGGACGAGAUCCUUUCCCAUCGUCGAUGUCGACCUCAGCCUCAACAUCACAAUCACUAUCACCGUCACCCGCAUUCUCCUCCUCCCCCUCUUCUUCUUCUUCUUCCACCAACUCUUCCGCUUCCUCACCUGCUUCUCCAGUCCACGACGCCCUCGUGCGCGCUCUCUUCCACUACAUCCGCAACGACCUCGUCCCCAGCCUCCCGACUUCCCCGCCAGACGAGUGGCUGGAGCUGCAGCGUACGGGCAAGUACCUCUCGACGCCCUACUCGCGGGACAAGGUGCUGUUCGGAACCGUCGGCGAGAAACUGUGGCGUCAUUUUCCGCUCCAGGCCAGGACCAGGACCGAUGCCGGGUACUGGAAGUAUUUGUUCCGGGUCUUUGAAGGAGAGAAGUCACUACCGUCAUCGUCGUCAUCUUCGUUGUCGUUGUCCCAGAAUCAACAUCAUAAUUAUGAUGAUGAGGGUGGUGGUGGUGAUCGUGAAACAAGGACACCGCCAACCUCCUCCGGCGUCCCAUCCUCCUCCAUCCCUCUCCUUCCACCAGGCUACGAAUUCGGCCCCAUGCGCCCGUCAGACCUGCAGACCGUGCUGGACCGCACGCCCAUCCCGCGGACCCUGGCCACGCUGCGCCAGUUUGUCUCCCUCGGCCUGUUCCACCGAGGCGAACAAGCAAGCCCCGGUUCCGGUCGGGGUCCGGCCGUCGGCUGGGGCUUCCUGGGCAAAGACGCCAGUCUUUCCAGCCUGCACACCGAGCCCGAGCAUCGUGGCAAAGGCCUGGCGGUGGCGUUGGGCCGCGAGCUCUUGAGACGCCAGCAUGUUGUGUCUCCUUCAGAUGCCGCGGCGGAGGCGGGGGUGGAGGUGGAGGAGGGGAAAGGGGGAGAGAUAGCACACGGUGAAGUCGGACACGGACACGGGAAUAUAUCGAGAAAGCCGACAAUACGCUCCUCCCCCAGCACCACCGGCGCCAAAACCUUUACUUGGGCCCACGCAGACGUCUCCCAAUCCAACACGGCGAGCCGGCGCGUCAUGGAGAAAUUGGGCGGCGUGGCCCUGUGGAUGGUCAUGUGGACAGAGGUGGACAUGGAGAAGAUGCUGUCCUCCUCGGGGUCCUCGUCGUUGGCGUCAUAA